Molecule: messenger RNA, 3175 nt
Organism: Mangifera indica (mango)
Lineage: Eukaryota; Viridiplantae; Streptophyta; Magnoliopsida; Sapindales; Anacardiaceae
Exons: 6
Coding region: 563-2194 (543 amino acids)
Biological process (GO): positive regulation of transcription by RNA polymerase II
Cellular component (GO): MLL1 complex; NSL complex; Ino80 complex
Molecular function (GO): G-quadruplex RNA binding
Source: RefSeq, a predicted model, not a curated record
CUACUGAUUCUGUAAGAUUGAAACUGAAAAAAAAAAAAAAAUUCUUGCUUCACAUUUACGACAUCCACUCAAAAUUAUUACCCGCGUUUUUUAAGUCAUUGCCUCUCUUCAUAAUUCCACUUGUGUCUUUCUUCUUCAUUUGUAAGUUAAUUUUCAUGGAAACCCCCAGUUCCACUACAGAAUAUUGAAGCAUUUUGGUCCAGUUCAGUUUUUGCUGUUAAAUCUUUCUGGCACAUGGCAGCUUAUGCUGCUUCAAUGUCUUCAUGAAUCCCUGAAGAUGACAUCCUGUUAAAGAACGCUGUUGAGGCAGGUGCUUCUCUGGAAGCACUUGCUAAAGGCGCAGUGAGAUUUUCCCGUUAAGUUUUCAGUAGCAGAAUUGGAAUAUCGGUGGCAUUCUCUUCUCUAUGACCCUGUUGUUGCAGUAGAAGCUGCUGCUCUUGUGGCAGAGUUUGAACUUUCUUCUGCUAAUAAUCAAGCCAAGACAUUUACUUCUGGUGCUGGGGACAAUUCAGGAGGUCCACCAAAGCGAAUAGCUGAGGAUGUUCGAAGACUGUAUCAUGCCAUGCGGAAAAGAACUUGUAUCCAAUCUUUGAACUCUCCUAAUCUUAGAUUUUUGGCUUCACCAAACGUAAGUGAUGAUAUUGGUGAUGGUACGGCUUUUCAAGAGCAUGUAAGCUUUCACUGUGAGACUCCAGUUGAAAGUUCCAUGGUUGGAGAUUGUGCCCAGAGCUGUCUUGAAUUACAAGAAAUGGACAUAGAUUGCUUGCAUCACAGACCACAAGAUAAUAAUUUCAUCAAAGACUCUUUAGGGCAUUCCAAUUAUGAGCAGGAAAAUGUGCAUGAAGACUCUGCACAUAUUCUGGGAGAGACAUUGACUGGCUUUGAAAAUUGCCCAGUUGUUGAGGGAAUGGGACCCUCAGAUGCAUUGCUAGAAAAUGAUGCUCCCUUUCAUGUAUUGGGAUAUUCAUCUCAACAGAGUAGGACACCUCUGUGGAAAACAAUGAAGUUUAUUCCAACGCCUGCAAUAUCAAUCAAUAAGAGCCAUGGAGGUCAAGGUCAGGGUUCAGUAGAGACAUAUAUACUACCAGAUGACAUGAAUGAGAAGAUAAUAAUUUCACCUACCAGCCCAGAUUUUGAUUUGUUGAAUCUUUCAGACUCUCUUUUAAACUUUGGGAACAAGGAGGAGGUUCAUUUCAUUGAUGUGGACAAGAAAAACUUAACCGAUAAGUGUUGUCAUGUUAACAUUGAUCCCAUAGUAUGGAAUUCUCCUAAUGAUAUCCAUAGAGAUGAUGUACCAGAUAUUAAAGAACCUCAUACAUGCCUUUCAAUGUCUGAUGAAACAAAUCUUUCAGAAUUGGAGAUUAUUGCUGUACAAUCAGGCAUUAGUCAUGGCAAUCAUUAUAAUAUCAUUUGUUCAGAAGUAAAUGUACCAUCAUCUAUGUCAAUACCCAAUCCUCCGUAUCAUGAACUGCUGGAUGGGGAGAUAAUCUGCACAUUGAACAGUGAGGACAAAGAAAUUCCUUGCAAUGAUGAUUUCAUGCCGAAAGUAGUUGCUUCUAUGGCUCCUCAAACAAGUUAUAACAGGGCAAGUGAACUGGCUUCCUCCUUUGAUGCUGGUAAGGAUAGUGAACAAAAACUUCGGAGAAUGAAGAAAGACAAUAGUUCCAUACAAUAUUUUACUGUUUCCAGCACAAGAGUAUCUGACAUGUUUCCAGGAUCCAAGCACAAUGCCCAAUUUCGUGGUACAGGAGUCAGAUCCAAGUCUGGUGAUGUCAACAGUCUUAAUCGUAUCUUCAGACAGGCUAACAAUGCCCAUGGAGAUUUUACCCAAUGCCGAUCAGCAGUUGUAGUCCAAACAUCUCUUUCCCAUGCAAGACUGAAGGAAAAGUCGCUGCAUACAAGAUCUGCUUCAGAUAAGCUGUUACAUGCAAAAUCUAGUUCAAUGAGAAACAAUAUUCCUGAACCAGAAGCAACCCCCUCAACCUUAGAUUCAGAAGCCAUGCUGGAGGAGGAGGAAUAUGAGAGUGAUGAUCACCUUCUCCACUUUUCUGAUAUUGAAUCAAUGUCACUGGAUUGGGAUUUGUGUCCAGAAGAUCUUGAUACAUCUUUUAGUACAGAAGUGUCAAGGUAUCAACAUGAUGAUACUGCGAGGGCAAUCAUUAGAUUAAAGCAAUGUGCUCAAUCUUGUAUGUGAAGAGCAAUCAAAUACCAAGGGGCAUUUGCCCUCUUGUGUGGACGCCAUUAGAAGCAGUAUAUUAAGGACACGGAGGUCAUACUUGGCAGGGCAACAGAUGGAGUUGAUAUUGAUAUUGACUCGGGAAGAGAAGGACGUGCCAAUAAAAACGACAGCUUGUAGAUCUUUUAAUUUGAUUAUGUGCCAAAUUCAUUUUUCAUUGGUUGCAAAGACUUUAGCGAUACAAAUAUUGAUUGGUACUUUGAGAAACUUUGCAGUUUUUAAAUAUUUGAAGGACAUCAUGGUACAUGGAUAUGGCUCUAUUUUGGAAGAGGCUACUAUAUUCUCUGAUAUACAUAUUUCAACAUAUUUUGGGGACAAAAUGCUGCUGACAUUAGUGGUUUCUAAAAAGUUGUUUUAGCUUGGUGAAUAUUCUAUGUUCUUUGCAUUUGUUCAACAGUAUAACUAGUGUGAAUCUAUUUCUGCUAGGCACUGAUAAAGAUGGCAGAAGAUGGCUCAUUCAUUUUGAGAAAUCUUGGUAGGAGUUCUAUAUUUUUGAAGGGCAAAGAAAUUACAACUGGCCAGGGUCUCGGUCUAAGUCCAAGUACUUUGAUUCAGAUCAGGGAAUUGUCAUUCAUGUUUGAAAAAAUCAAGAAAAUGUGUGGCGCUAUGUGGCUAACGUCACGAGAAGAAACCCAGAAAAGAAUGCCACUUACUAAUGGUCUAAAGAUGGGGUUCCACGAUUUGUGAAAGCCAGGAUCAGUGGUUCAAUCAAUCUCGCGCUAGUGGUCUCUCUAAAAUACUAAUAGGAUUGCUAGAACUAACAGAUAUGGCAGGGGGCAUCUGUGCGUGGUUCAACUAACGUAUUGAAUUGUAUUAAGGCAGUCGAUGCUAUAAUACCAAAGAACGAAUGUAAAGGUAUAUUGUAUAUAGUCUGACGCUUUAAAACGGCUCCCCUUCAAAAUUUAUACAUAAAAGAAUAGCGAUUGCAUUAGAUCUCAA